Messenger RNA from Beta vulgaris subsp. vulgaris (sugar beet), 441 nucleotides. RefSeq lists its product as uncharacterized. NCBI's taxonomy places the organism in Eukaryota, Viridiplantae, Streptophyta, Magnoliopsida, Caryophyllales, Amaranthaceae. Bases 1 to 441 code for a protein of 146 amino acids. The transcript has a single exon. The record is from RefSeq and is a predicted model, not a curated record.
AUGGAGUCUCCUCCUUUCCGAAAGGUUAAACUCCCGACUAUUGAGCCUUUCGACGGUACCACAGAUCCGGACGAUCAUUUGUCAGCUUACAAACACCAGAUGUAUGUUCAGGGUGUUGCUGACGCCACAUGGUGUAAGAACUUUCCGGCCACAUUGAAGGGAGUAGCACAGAAGUGGUUCAACAAUUUACCUCCUAAUUCAGUGAAUAACUUCACUGAGCUUAGUAUCUUGUUCACUAGUCAUAUUGUGGCAAACCGUCAGGAGCAAAAGACAAGUAUGCACCUAGGAAAGGUAGUUCAGGGGCCUAAGGAGGCCUUAAGAAGUUAUGUGAAGAGGUUCAACAUGGAAGCUUUACAGAUCCAAGAUUUGAAUGCUGGAGUGGCGUUUGACGCCUUCAUCCGAGGUCUAAGACCGGACAACUUUAAAGGAAAAAGAAAAUAA